This is a messenger RNA of Suillus bovinus, 1673 nucleotides long. RefSeq lists its product as uncharacterized. The coding region runs from base 68 to 1279 and encodes 403 amino acids. Gene Ontology annotation, molecular function: 1-acylglycerol-3-phosphate O-acyltransferase activity. The transcript has 3 exons. The record is from RefSeq and is a predicted model, not a curated record. Gene Ontology annotation, cellular component: endoplasmic reticulum; membrane. Gene Ontology annotation, biological process: phosphatidic acid biosynthetic process. Lineage: Eukaryota; Fungi; Basidiomycota; Agaricomycetes; Boletales; Suillaceae.
AGGAUUUUGGUAGGGAAAAUAUAUUUAUUUCACACUCCAUGGGGUCGAAAAGGACCAAAGUGAAUAUAUGACUAGUUUUUCCCAUUUGAGCCGUCACAAGCACUUUCACCGCGUGCACGUCCGCUGGCUACACAGCGUGCGUUGCGUCGCGCCUUUAUUGAUUUCCCAAGCGAUUAAUCACCUGGACUCUAUACUGCGAUUCUUCAUGUCUUUCCUUGCGUUCUUCAUCAAACCUUUGGCUUAUAUAUCUGUUCCUGUUAUCAUACUUCGGACGAUCGCCUCAGCUUCUCCCGUUGGGCGUUAUUAUGCCCAGCUCACUGUUUACCUUGGAACGCUGGCAGUAGUCUCAACAUGGGGACUUUUUGUUGCAGUCGGAAUGACACUCAUGGGUCGCCGACAUGACGUUAACUAUGUCGUGGCCCGGUCGUUCUAUGCCGUUGCUAGUCGUGUUUUGGAUAUCCAAGUAGAAGUCGAGGGCGAGGAGCAUCUGCAGACAUGCCCUGUGGUCAUGGUGGGCAAUCACCAGAGUAUGCUUGACAUUUUGUAUUUGGGAAGAAUGUUCCCAAGGAAGGCAUCCAUUAUGGCUAAGAAGGAGCUUCAAUGGUCGCCUCUGGGCCCUUGGAUGUUUAUGUCGGGUGCCGUGUUUGUAGAUCGUGGAAACAGUGCAAAGGCACACGGAUCGCUCGCAGCUGCUGGAGAUGAGAUGAAAGCGAAAGGCAUCUCGCUGAUGAUGUACCCCGAGGGCACGCGGCACUGCCAGGAGAUACCAUCGUUGCUUCCCUUCAAGAAGGGUGCUUUUCACCUCGCUGUCCAAGCUGGGAUACCCGUUUUACCCAUCGUUUGUGAGAAUUACUGGAGAAUUUACCGCAAGGGCGUGUUCGGAUCAGGCACUAUCAAGGUCCGAGUUCUCCCACCAAUUUCAACCGCAGGACUCUCUGUAUCCGAUGUUCCUGAAUUGACGACGUUAGUUCGAGAUCAGAUGUUGGCGACUUUACGUGAAAUUUCUGUCAAAGUCACCUCAGAAGAAGACGUUAACCCAGCCGAACAACCAGAAGUGGCUGAUUUACCAGCUGACGAAGAACCGGAUCCCAUACCAGCUACCCCUGUCGAGGUUGCGUCCAAUGAAGUUCCGGACGCGCCAAGCGACGAGGAUGGCAGUGAGACACCGAGCAUUGACACUUCGUUGUCUCGGUCGUUGAGGCAAGAAGGAAGCGUCAGUGAAUAUGGAACAGAGACAGACGAUGAGGGGAUGGUAGUUGUCGGUAGACAGCACCACUAGUUGUAGGUAAUAUUGCUUGCUUCUGGAACACUUCCGAUGCAUGAUACCAUUCUUGACACCAUUAUAUAACUGUUUAUAAUUUUCGGACCGACUGUGAUACAUAUACCAAUGAAGUUUUAACCGCGGGUUUCCCCGCAUUUCUUAUAGGGUUUAUCGCGCCUGCCUUGAGGCUUCUUCGAACAGGCGCCGAUUACCUAAGAGAAGACUUGGCCGUCGCGUCACGCUCUUAUCCAUCCCAGAAGUACUUUUGAACCCCUUUGCUUGAUAUAUACAUUUCGCAAUGCAUGCAGGGUGCUACUACUAGCUCAAAAAUGAUUCAACUUUCUAGGUUUGGUUUGAUUUAGUUCAAGUUUGGUUACUUCAAAUUCCAUAUAACGUCAGCUCGAGUGGAAAU